This is a messenger RNA of Eutrema salsugineum, 628 nucleotides long. Its product is annotated as 40S ribosomal protein S25-4. The record is from RefSeq and is a predicted model, not a curated record. The transcript is spliced from 4 exons. Gene Ontology annotation, cellular component: cytosolic small ribosomal subunit. Gene Ontology annotation, molecular function: structural constituent of ribosome. The coding region runs from base 120 to 446 and encodes 108 amino acids. NCBI's taxonomy places the organism in Eukaryota, Viridiplantae, Streptophyta, Magnoliopsida, Brassicales, Brassicaceae.
CUAAUAUGUCCGAAACCUAAAGAUUAAAAGAGUAAACCUCAUCGUUUCCCAUAGCCUCCUCCUCCUCCUCCUCAUCUUUCAGCAAAGCCGUUCGCUACUCCGUCUCCGUCCAAGUCAACAUGGCGCCGAAGAAGGAUAAGGUUCCGCCGCCGUCAUCGAAGCCGGCGAAAUCCGGAGGUGGAAAGCAGAAAAAGAAGAAGUGGAGCAAGGGAAAGCAAAAGGAGAAGGUCAACAACAUGGUGUUGUUUGAUCAGGCUACUUAUGACAAGCUUCUCACUGAAGCUCCCAAGUUCAAGCUCAUCACUCCUUCCAUUCUCUCUGACCGUAUGAGGAUAAGCGGGUCGCUAGCAAGGAGGGCGAUUAGGGAGCUUAUGGCGAAAGGUUUGAUCAGGAUGGUCGCUGCUCACUCGAGCCAGCAAAUUUACACUCGUGCGACCAACACCUAAGAUGUUUGUUCUUGAUCCGACUUGUGCUUGAUUUGUUUUUCAUACCUCAUGGUUUUGUUAUGCGGGAACUCGUUAGAAUCUUGUAUUCAUCUGCCUUUUUUGAUCACUGUUUUCAUCAGAUUUUAUGGUAUUUCUUUUAACAGUUCCUCGUUGGUUUAUUUAUUUACGAAAGAAUACUCCAA